Molecule: messenger RNA, 735 nt
Organism: Rotaria sp. Silwood2
Lineage: Eukaryota; Metazoa; Rotifera; Eurotatoria; Philodinida; Philodinidae
Source: the annotation of a GenBank genome assembly
AUGAUAACAAUGAUGAGCUCGUUCGAUGAUUUACCUGAUUUAACAUUACUCGAAAUAUUUUCUUACUUAUCUUGUGCUGAUGCUCUCUGGUCAUUCUCUAAUCUCAACUCUCGUUUGAUAACAUUAUUAAAAGAACGAGGCUUUUAUCAUCAUCUUAAUUUAUCAUCCACUCGAAGAAAACAGUUCGAAACGAUUCUAUCUAUACUUCAAUUAAAUCAAAUAGAAUCACUCGUUAUUGAUCGUUAUGCAUCACCUCUUCAACUGCGAAGAUGGCCUUAUUUACCAAAUUUAACAACAUUACGAUUACAAGGUGUACGCAACUUUAGGGAUGUUUUCAAAUUUGCAAGAAAACAUGCAAACACAUUGUCUCAUCUUACAGUUCAAUCAAGUGGAUAUUUUCGUACAAACAAAAAACUUAAAUAUCGACUACAUUUAUUCUAUACUUUACCAUGGAUUUUUGAAGAAUUUUUUCAACUAUGUAUUUCAGAUAAAUAUAUUAGUGAAUUAGAAGUCUUUACAUCGGCUUCUCUAUUUGAUAAAGUUGGUCGUUCACAUCUUCUUAAAAUGAAUAUAGCAGAUAAUAUUCCAUCAUUAACUACUUUAUUGCCUCACGUAAUGUCUUCAAACCACGUGGUUGAACUUCAUUUAUCACAAUGUGAUGAACAGAUAUCUUCAAAUUUAACAAUUUUUGAUCAUCUUAUUCUUACAAACAGUUUUGAUUCAUUGAAUAAUUGA